Messenger RNA from Hylaeus volcanicus, 2900 nucleotides. It is a transcript of the gene Sec63, whose product is annotated as translocation protein SEC63 homolog. Gene Ontology annotation, biological process: SRP-dependent cotranslational protein targeting to membrane; post-translational protein targeting to endoplasmic reticulum membrane. Lineage: Eukaryota; Metazoa; Arthropoda; Insecta; Hymenoptera; Colletidae. Gene Ontology annotation, molecular function: RNA binding; transmembrane protein transporter activity. Bases 402 to 2684 code for a protein of 760 amino acids. The record is from RefSeq and is a predicted model, not a curated record. Gene Ontology annotation, cellular component: Sec62/Sec63 complex. The transcript has 13 exons.
AGGAGGAAUUACAGUAUAAACUGUCGUAUUAUCAUGCUAUGGCGUAUCAUAGCAUCGCAUAGGUGCAGGAAAGUAGUCUGUGACUGCACGGUGCGGACGUCAUAUCAUUUGUCAACGGACGUAAUUAUUUCGAUUCUUAACGUGCUCCUCAAUUUUCUCUUAACGCGUAGACAGACCAUUACACCGACAACGGCAAUUGCACAUCAGACCUGAACCAACCUGAACUGUUAGGCCGAUCGCACACGGUGCAACCGAACCAGUUUCAAACCACUCUGAAACUAGUUGCAAGCGACCGUGGAUCCAAUUUUUCAGUAGAUGGUACCGUGAACCGUGAAUUCAAAGUGGUGUUUAGUAAUGAAUGUACUUAAGCGAUAUACUUAAAUAUUAUUACUUAAUGAGCUAUGAGUGGCCAAAAAUUUCAAUAUGACGAAAGUGGCGGGACAUUUUUCUAUUUUUUGCUAUCGUUUCUGGCGCUUCUCUUGAUACCUGGAACGUAUUACCUUUGGCCACGUUGCCCGAAGCAAGAUCCUGAUCAAGAGGCAAAAGAGUGUCAGUGCGAUGGAUGUAAAAAGAAAAAGAUUAUCCUGCAACUUAACGAACCUUGGAAAGAAACCAAAGCAUUAUUCACAAAAUUCCUUAUUAUCCUUGGAUGGGUAAUCCUUAUUUUUCUGGCAUAUAAAGUAUCACAAUUUGAUUAUGAAAUGGCCAAUUUUGAUCCAUUUGAAAUACUUGGAGUAUCUGCUGGUUCAUCACAGAGUGACAUUAAAAAAGCUUAUCGUAAACUGUCUUUGAUUCUCCAUCCAGAUAAAGAGACUGGAAAUGAAAAAGCAUUUAUGAAACUAACCAAAGCUUAUCAAGCAUUAACGGACGAUGAAGCACGCAAAAAUUGGGAGAAAUAUGGAAAUCCAGAUGGUCCACGAGCAAUGAGCUUUGGUAUAGCCUUACCAUCCUGGAUCGUUGAAAAAGAAAAUUCUGUAUGGGUUUUGGGAUUAUAUUCCUUGGUAUUCAUGUUUGCUUUACCAACAGUUGUUGGAAUGUGGUGGUAUAAGAGUAUUCGUUACACCGGUGAUCAAGUUCUAUUAGCAACUUCUGAAAUGUAUUCUGUCUUCUUUAUUAAAACAUCUUCAAUGUCCCUGAAAAGAGUCAUCAUGAUUUUAGCUGCUUCUUUUGAAUUUUAUAAAAAACAAAAUGCAGAAAUAGUUGAAAGGCAUACAGAUAGCGAGGAAGUUUAUUGGCUCAUCAAACAGUUACCUCAGCUAGGAGCAAAAAAUAAGGAAGGUCCAUUGUGUAACUCAUAUUCAAUUAAAGCUAGGGCUUUACUUCAUGCACAUUUGUUUCGUAUACCAUUAAAUCCAGAAACAUUAGACAAAGAUAGGCAGUACAUAGUGAAAAAGUGUCCAUAUUUAAUUCAAGGAAUGGUAACUACUGUUAAUCGAGUGAUUUUAUUAGCUUAUGCUAAAAGAGUUUCACGUUUACCAAGUAUAAAAACGGUGGAAAAUUGUAUGAAACUAUGUCCAAUGAUAGUACAAGGUUUUUGGGAAUUUAAAAAUCCUCUUUUACAAUUACCACAUAUAACCGAAGAUAAUUUAAAAUGUUUCUUAGCAAAAAAGCAUCAAAUCAAAAGUCUUCAACAAUUUGCACAAUUGAAAGGAGAAGAAAGAAGACUGAUCCUUAGAAAUUUAUCAGAUAGCCACUAUGAAGAUGUUAUGAAAGUUCUUGGAAGUAUGCCAUACAUAGAAUUUAAAGUACGAUCCGAAGUAAUUGACGACGAAAAUCCAACGGUUUAUACUGCUGGUGCUAUUGUGACCGUAACAGUAUCGUUAACUCGCAAGGAUAUGAAACAUUUAUUUGGAGACGAUACUGUCAAGGAACAAGUAAUGAUCGAUGACAGUAAAGUAGGUGCCGAACCUACCGAUGAAGUGUCAGAGGAGCAAACACAAUCUGUUAAGAAGCCAGCAUGGCUUAGACAGAGGAAAGGUCAGAAAAAAUCCCAUAAAAAAGGCACUAGUAAAAAAUCUACUUCUAUAAAAAAUGCACAGACACAGUCCCAGUCUGGCAAUAAUAAUGCUCAACAAACAAAUACUCCUAAUUCAAAGAAAAAAGAAGAUAAAGUAGAGAAAGAGUCUUCCAAAGAUAAAUCGUCAGAUGUUAGCGAUAGCGAUGUUGACAGUGAUAGAAGCGACGACGAUGACAGUCAUGAUAAAAAGGAUGUAACUAUCGAUGAUGAUGAUGAUGAUACAGAAUGGGAAAGGUUUCAACAAAAAAUUUCAAAGAGAGAAAAAGUUCUCGAGGGAAGAAGUAAUUUAUCACACGAAGUGCAUUGUCCACUAUUUCCAGAUGUUAAACAGGAAUACUGGUGGGUUUACAUCUGUGAUCGUAAAAGUCAAACUUUACUGACACCGCCUAUUUAUGUCACAUCAUUAGCACAUUUUGAAGAAGUUCAGUUAAAAUUUACAGCACCACGAUGGCCAGGUGUUUAUACAUUUACUGUAUGUUUACGUAGUGAUUCUUAUCUUGGCUUUGAUCAGGCUCAAAAUAUUAAGUUGGAUGUGAAAGAAGCACCAGAAAUACCUAGAGAACAUCCUCAAUGGGACAUUUCUGACGACGAAACUGCAGAAGACAUUGAUGCAGCUGAUGAACAUUCCGAGUUCACAACCGACGAAGAUAUCAGUGACAAUGAGUAAUAUCUAUUUCUCUUGUGAGAUUAGACAAAUAGAUAUUUAAAAAAUUCGCGUUUUUUCCUCUUUUUUUACUUAUCAAGUUAAUGUACAAUGAACUUUUAUACGUGGAAUUGCAUAAUCGUUGAUGUAUGUGGACAAUCUAGCAAAAUAGUAUGGUGUGUAAAGAUUUCUCAACGAAGAGAAAGUAACGGUAAAUAAAAAUCAUAAUAUUUAUUUUAA